Messenger RNA from Drosophila takahashii, 6627 nucleotides. NCBI's taxonomy places the organism in Eukaryota, Metazoa, Arthropoda, Insecta, Diptera, Drosophilidae. The record is from RefSeq and is a predicted model, not a curated record.
GAAAUACCCCGCACACACAGAUACACACGCACACAGGCGGCGGAGUUCGGGCCUUGGUAUUAGAGCGGCACGGGAAGAGUAAACGGGAGAAAAAGGAAGAAAUUGUGCCAAGUGCAAUGACCACAGCUGGAUCCAGAGCCCCAGGACCUGUUCAUUGUUCAUUGUUGGCUUCCGCCUGUGCGGAUUCCGGGGGCGUUUCAACGUUUCCACGUCUUUCUGUUUCUGGGAGCAAUUAAAAUAUGCAUAAAAUGUAAAUGAGAGAUGCCCAACUAAAGUCAAAGCCAAGCACAAACACCGAGUGUCCUUUCUAGACCCACGACGAUUUUGUUUAUUGAAUUUAGAGCAGGCCAAGCGCAAACCAAAGUGAAAAAACCAAAUGAAAAAGUGAAAAUAAAUUGUGAAUCAAUCAGUUGAGAUUAACAACGAUGGAAUGAAGGAUAUCUGGUCCACGCAGGAAAUUCGAGAGGAGCUGAAUCGAGGAGGAUAAACUUUUGGCCCGCUAUGCCCAGGAAUCGUGCGGUUGCGAGGAGCGCGGCUGUAGAUAUAGAUUCAGAAACAGAUUCAGAUACGGAUACAAAUUUAUUGGGCGCUCGCGUUGAACAUGUGCCAAAGCUGCGGGCUGCUCGGAGCUGACUCUGGUAAAACCGCGACGAGGGCGACGAUGCUGCUUGAUUUUGGCCAACUUAAAUAAACAGGCGAGGCGAAGCGAAAGCAGACCACCCACUCAAUCACAGACACAGCCGCAGAAAAACAAACAAAUAAACUAGGCAAAAACCAGCUCCUCGCCUGUCCCAAAAUGGCCGCGCCCAUCGACGAGAGCGUGCUGAAUGCACUGAGGGGCGUGACCUCCGCCCACACCCGCCUCCCCAAGCCGCUGCUCAUCAAGAUCUACGUGGCCAGCCUGAAGCAGGAGUUCAACCAGGAGCGCCGCAUGCUCCUCGAGCUGGUGGGUCCCGAGCUGCAGUCCCUCUACGACGACCGACAAAUCGAGCUCGAAUUCGUGGACAUGCACUUUGGCACCGGCGACCUGGAGAUCAACCAGUUGGAGCGGGAUCCCUAUAUGAUCGAUGACUAUCUGCACGAGAUCGACACCUGCCACGCCCACACGAAGAGUGUCUUCUUUAUGGUGCUCGUGGGCGAUGGCAUCGGUCGUCAGCUUCUGCCCACGAAAAUGGACGAGGACAUCUUCUCCGCCAUUCUGGCCGAUCAUCAGACCACAGCAGACCAUGAGGCAUCAUUGGUUAAGUGGUACGAAAAAGAUGAAUCUCAGGCGAAGCGACAGCUCAAGCAGGAUUAUCGGCUGAUGGCCGUGGAUGCCUGGCUGGCUGAGUCACAGCCAAUGCAGAGAUUCCUGGAAGGAGUCCUGCAAUCUCUGGUCCAGGGAGCCAGUGCCGCAGGACGAUCCGCGGAUUUUGUAGAGCGGGUUCAGCAACUUCGACGCACGCAGAUCGAAAGGGAGGUUUCGCAGGCCAUGGCUCUUACUAGCGAGAAAAUCCUGGCAGUUUUCCGAGAACGAGCCGCCCAGAGCAGCAAGCGGGAUGUGGAGGCCGGGGAGCGGCUGCGGAAAAUCAAGGACGAACUCACCAUGAACCUCUCCACGGAUAAUCACACGACUCUGGUAGUACCUGGCAGUGCUGCCAGCGAGGCCAUCGACCCGGACAACGAGGACCACGAGUCCUACUUGAGCAAGUUCAAGAACAAAGUCACCGACAAGCUGCGCCUGCUAAUCGAGGCGCACAUAACCAAUGAUCCCGACGUAAUCAAGGGGAGGAAAAAGACUGUGCAGGAAAUCUUUCACGAGCACGCGACUCACCUGCGAAUCCUGCGGGAGCACACGGACAGCGCUGCCCUGGUGGAAUCGCGGGUGCCCCAGCAGCUCCGCCAGAAUUUGAUGGCCAACUUCCGGAACGGCAGUCGGCAUGCGCCGUACUUUCUUUGCGGUGCGGAUGGCAGCGGCAAGAGCGCCAUCCUGAGCCACCUGUACGGCCAGGUGGGCACUUGGUUUGGCUCCACCCGCGUUCACCGGGUGAUCCGCUUUGCCAAGGCCACGCCCCGCUCCGCCUACAAUCUGGAGCUGCUGCGAGUGAUCUGCCAGCAGAUCUCCAUCAUAUUCAACAUCCCGGAGGGCUAUCUGCCCAAGGACGCCUCCUUCGAUCCGCUGUACAUCAACACGUGGUUCCAGAACCUGCUGCGCAGGAUCGAGGAUAUGGGCAACGAUGUGCUGUUCCUGUUCAUCGACGAUCUGCAUCUGCUGAAUCCGCUGGAUUGCGAUAUUGUGACGGCGCUCUCGUGGCUGCCCACCUCGUUGCCCUGGAACGUGCAGAUCAUCUGCAGCUCCACCACGCCGGUGGAGCAGCUCAAGUUCACCCCCAUGCAGCGGGAUCGCUUCAAGUCCACCGAAUAUCAGUUCGAUCUGAAUCUGGGUGACUACGCCACCCGACUCAAGAUUCCGCCGCAAUGCAUUCCGGGCGAUGUGAGCUUCGCUUUGUAUGUGGAGCAGCAGUUCGACCAGCUGGAACGGCACUACGGACGGCAGGCGGUGGGCGAUCUGGCCUCCUACAUCACCUGCUCCGAGUACGGACUGAGUGAGACGGAGCUGCUGGAGCUGCUCAUGCCCACCGACGAUCCCGAGUCGCUCAUCGAGACCAGGAGCGGUCACUUCAGCUUUGCCACCUUCAAGAAGAUCCACCGCGAGAUGGAUAUAUUACUGCUCCUCCACGACAAGAUUAUGUCCGGCAAAGUGCUGAUCCAGUGGCGUCACAACUACUGCUCCGCGGUGGCCAAGCGGCGCUAUUUGGACGUCCAAAGGACGCGCAGCCUGCACUGCGAGCUGGCCAACUUGUUCUUUCCGCAGGACGAGGACGAGAGCACGCUGGAGAACGAGUCGAAUCGCAGCGAUACCAAGUCGGUGAUCAGCAUGAAGGAGAGGGACCGCGAGAAGGACUCACUGUCGGCGGUGUCGGCGGUGUCAGCCGUUUCCGCCGGACGGAAGUCAUCGUCCACCCAUCACAACGACGACACAUCCACCUUCUACAAUCCCAUCGCCGCGGAUGUGAGCUACAGCAUGCGGCACGUGGAGGAGAGCUGGCACCACCUGAUGCGAUCCGAUGACACCACCCGCUUCAAACAGAUCGCUGUCUGCAAUUUCGACUUCCUGCUGGCGGCGGUGCAAACCGUGUCCAUCAGCUACCUGCGCUGCCUGAUCGAGCACGUGCGCUGCUACAUCCUGGACCGGGACAUCGAGCUGAUCUACUACACGAUCCGGAAGUCGAGCGACGUCCUCACUCGCGAUCCAAUGCAGCUGGGAUCCCAGCUGAUAUCCUGGCUGCGUCCGAUCAGCGAGCACGACGACGACGACAACUCGCUGCUGAGCAUGACGGUCCGCUCGGCGACCGCCUGGUGCGACGGCUAUGCCGUACCGCUUCUCGUCCCCCUCACCGGCUGGCUGCCCGCCCCGCUGCCCUCGCAGAUUCGAACGAUGACGGUGUCCGGGACGGGCUGCAUCCGUGCCGUUUGGCUGGCUCCUUCUAAGCAGCAUCUCAUUCUGGCCACCAGCUCCGGCGACGUGCAGCAGUGGCACAUCAUGAGCAACUCGCUGGAGCACAUCUUUAAGGGUCACACUGCGGCAGUCACGUGCCUCGUGGUGGCUCCCCAGUCGGAAUCGGAGCUACUGCUGACCGGCUCCGAGGAUGCCAGUGUUCUCGUGUGGCACGUAGCGCUCCGCGAGCGACGGGCGCACAUUAACAACGCCCACACGGCUCCCAUUACGGGCGUGGCAGCUGGCGUCAAUAACACGCUCAUCAUAAGCAGCAGCGAGGAUGCAACCAUCGCCAUCACGGACCUGGCCAGCGGCAAACUGAGACAUCGUAUCACCCAUCACCGCGGGCCGGUCAGUGGGAUCCUGGUGGCCGGAGCCUGCGAUGUCCUGAUCUCGGGCAGUCUCGACAGGACCAUUUGCGUGUGGAACCUGGAGAACUUCGGCCUGCUGAACACCAUGCAGAUGACUAGUCCCGUGCUUCGCAUCGAUAUUUCCUGGAAUUCGGUCUUUCUGUUGGCUUUGUGUGAGGAUAAUGCGCUUUACGUUCGCACUUUGGCCACGGGCAAGGAGCUGCACAGUCUGAAGGGACACAAGUCAAAGAUCCGCACCAUCUCCAUUGGCAAGGACAGCCAGCGUUGUGUGGUUGGUUGCGAUGAUACGCGGGCUCUGAUCUACGACAUGCAUGCCGGGAAGCUGGUGAGAUCCCUGCCUCCGAAUCCUGGGCCCGUGACCGCCGUGCACGCCAUGGAUAACGAUGACUUCCUGGUCACCGUGGGCGGCAACAAGAUCACCUUCUACUCGUUCCGCAACGAGGAGCUCUACGUGAAUCCCUACUCGCGACAUCCGCGUCGCAAGCGCAGCCUGAAGCGUCAUGCGCAGGCGCAGCGAUCGCCAUCGACCACCUUGCCGCCGAUCACCUGCUUCGAUUUGUCCCGCGACUCCCAGCAAAUGGCCAUCGCCUCCGGCCGGAAUGUCCACCUGAUGCGGAUCAAUACACCCGAGUUCCAGUGCACCUUGGAGGGCCAUUCGGCUGGGGUCUCUUGCCUGAAGUUUGCCCCGAAUGGUGAGUUCCUGGCCACCGGCUCCGAGGAUCGUCUGGUGCUCAUCUGGAACCUGGCGCUGGGCGAGAUUAGGCACUCCUUCAAGGGCCACACAGCACCGGUGGUCAAGGUGGUGGUCCUGAUGGAUUCGCUCCGGGUUAUCUCGACGGAUCGCGACUCACUGCUCCUCGUUUGGAUGGCCCACUCGGGCAAUCUGCUGCAGACCAUCCAGGGUCCCUACAAAUAUCUGGCCGUGACCAACAACAUGCGCUUCGCCGCCUCCACCAACGGGGAUAAUACCCUGAAGAUCUGGUCCCUUACGCAGGAAGACGAGAAGUACUCCGUUUCGCACUCGGACGAGAUCACCUGCUUCGAGAUCAGUGCGGAUAGUGCCCACAUCAUCAGCGGAUCGCGGGACAUGUCCCUCAAGGUGUGGCAGGCGACGGGCGGCAAGCUCAGCCAGGUGCUGGUGGGGCACAGCGAUGCGGUCACCUGCGUGGCCGUUUCGGUGACCAACAAAACGCAGGUCCUGUCCGGCUCCAAGGACAUGAAUCUCAUCCUCUGGGACCUGCUCACCGGCGAGGAGGUUCACACGCUGGCCGGGCAUCUGGGUGCAGUGAUUGGCGUUAAGGUCUCGGCAGAUGGAUCCACUGCAGUUUCUGGAAGCGAUGACAAGACCCUGAUCGUUUGGGAGACCAAGCGCGGCUUAGCCCUGACCUCGCUCCAAAUGCACGUGCCCUUCACCCACUUCGACAUCAGUCUGGAGGUCUCAAGAGUCCUAGUUCAACUGGUGGAUAGCUACAAUCUCCCGGUGAUCUGUCUGCACAACACCCCGGCGCAGUAUGUCAAGCUGCCCACGUAUUCGGGUCCCAGCAAGGAUGUAGAGGAUCUUCGACCCCAGGGUCCCAAGCGACAGAUGAAGCGGCUGCUGAAGAAGGAGGUCUCGCUGGACACGUACACCUGGCAGAAGAAGUACGGCCACCUGACCUCCUCGGUGAUGAUGGCCCAGGUGGAUGAGCGCCUGAAGCGGCGCUUCAGCGUUUCGGCCAGCAUGGAGGAGAUCUCGAAGAUCGCCGAGACCAAGACGGGGGCCUCGCAGGCCAAUCUGGGCCCCGAGCAGGCGGCUCUGGCCCAAUCGCAGCACUUCGAUCAACUGGAGGCGCUGUGGAACAAGCGAUCGCCGCCGAGAAGGCGUCACAAUGCGGGUCUCUCGAGGCAAACCUCGCUGGUGGAGGACCGGCUCGAAUCGUCGGAUGAUGACGAGUACCAGGACGAGCGCGCAGGUAUGUUGUCCGCCUCCUACGAUAACAUCCACCUCCUUGCACGUUUGCCCGGCCUGCGAUCCCUGCACGAUGCAUGGAAGACCAACAGUCUGCGGGUGCGGUCACCUCGAUCCCGUUCCGCCCGCACCAAGUUCUAUGUGAGCACACCCCCACCACAGAACUCGCAGGACAGCAGCAGCCACGACCUGCAGCAAUCACCCGGACAUUGUAGUAGUUAUGGUGGCCGAAUGGUGGUGGCUCCUGACCUGGUCAGGGAUCUCCUUGCAAGUCCAAUCCCUGCUGCCGCCGCAGAGUCACCUCAGAGGAUCUCCCUAAAGCAGUUGCUCCACUGGCCCAGCCUUAAGUCUCGAAUCUGGCGAAGACAGCGGAACUGCCAUUCCCUGCAGCCGAAUAUCCGGUUGAAUCCGCCCGAGCGCAUCCUCCGACCCACGCCCAUCAUUGUGGUGGAAAACUACGAUGUCCGGCGAGUGCAGCAACUGCGCACGGAUUUGAUUCUCCAUCCGCAGACCAGUCGGGCCUCUGUGGGCCACAUCGAGGUGGCCGGCAGCGAGCAGCUUCUGGCCAAAAAGUCCAACUACUGGCAGCGCCGCUGGCAGCUUCUGCGCCACAAGGCCAACCGAUCAGAAUCUAGUCAUCCACUUCGGGAUUCCGGCAAUUCCCAUUCGAAUAACAGCAACGCCGAUCGCACGGCCAACUGCAAUGACUGUGUGGCCCAAUGACAGGCAGUGAGCCACCCAACCACCGACCAAAUCGAACCGCCACACCA